CGGUUUUUUCCAGCUUCGAGAGAACUGCAACAGUGGCCCGCGAAUUUCCUCCGGCUUUUCGAAACAUGGAUGACAUGGCAACCGUGAAUACUAAAAAGACUAUGCCACCAUUCAAGAACUGGCCAAAAGUAGCUCCACAGAUUAUGUGCGCCACGUCAGCAUCAUGGGCUAUGUUAUGUGCCGGUCUUGUUCGUGGAUGGAGUUCGUCAGCGAUUCCUCAGCUUACAGCACAGAGCAACGAAACGCAAUUGUAUCUAGAACGUGAAGAAGCUGUCUGGUUAACUUCUAUGCCACCAUUAUGCGCCAUUUUUGGCAGUGUGUUGAUUGCAUUUCCGAUGGAAAUGUAUGGUCGCCGCCUUACGUUGGCCACCAUCUCUAUACCAUACAUCGUGGGAUUUUACCUAAUGGGAUUAUCUUAUUACAUCAAUUCAACAAUACUUCUCUUCAUUGGUCGUAUCGCCACCGGCUUGAUGAUCGGAGCUUCUAUGCUCCCUUCCCAGAUUUACGUGAGCGAAUGUUCUUCGCCUAGGGUGCGUGGAGCAUUGGGUUCUUUUACAUCAACUUUUAUUUCCAUUGGCAUCUUAAUCGCUUACAUCAUUGGAGCUGUUGUUGAAUGGCACAUUAUGUGCUUCCUUAUUGGAUCCCUGCCAAUUGUUUUGGGUGUCACAAUGCUCUUGAUGCCGGAAACACCUCCCUGGCUCUUUUCGCGUAAUCACGAAACUCAAGCCAAGGACGCCCUUCAUCGACUUCGCGGCAAGUACACGAAUAUCGAAGUGGAAUUUCAGCGUAUCAAAACCAACGCCAACUCGCAGUUAACCAAUUCCAGCUAUGCUAAGAUCCUGACUAGCGGUUAUUUAAUGAAGCCUCUGCUAAUUACAAUGGCUCUCAUGUUCUUCCAGCAGUCCUGUGGCAUAACCGCCAUUCUCUUUUAUUCGGCCAGCGUUUUCCAAGAUGCUGGCUCUAGCUUGGAUCGUUUUUUAUCCAGCAUUAUCAUCGGCGUUGUGCAAGUGGUUUUUACAGGGCUUUCAGUUUUAUUGGUGGACCGAUUCGGACGUCGUGUAUUGCUCAUGCUUUCAGGAGUUCUUAUGGCAGUCUCAUUUGGUGGUUUGAGCGCGUUUAUUUAUGUGAAAAAUGCAUGGGAAGAACUAUCUGCCAUCGAUAAAAGUACCGGGGCAGAGUCGUUUGACAUUUCGACGUUGGGCUGGAUUCCUUUACUUUCGCUCAUCGCGUUCAUGAUUUCAUAUUCCAUCGGUUUCGGCGCUGUACCUCCGCUUAUAAUGGGCGAAGUGUUUCCACUGGAAUACCGUCAUCGACUGGGUACCAUCUCUUCAGCUUUCAGUCUGGCCUGCACUUUCAUCGUAGUACAAACUUUUCCUGAGAUGUCAGCAGCUUUGGGACUCAGCUGUGUUUACGGUAUCUAUGCGGCUUGGUGUAUCGUAGCUGUUUUGUUUGUUGCAUUCUUUUUGCCGGAAACUAAAGGCAAGACACUAGAAGAAAUCAGCAAGAUUUUUGGUCAGCCGACAGCAAAUGAAAUAACGUCCUCUGCUGACAAACUCGCAGGUUCCGAAGUGGAUUCUCAUAAUGCACACAGUCCGGAGCCAAACUGCAAAACUGGUGCAAUUUAGGAAAAAAUCUACCAUAUUGCACAUCGCUCACUAGACUAGAAGCUAAUCAUGAUGUACGGUGAUUGGCAGCUGUUUCAAAGUCGUACAACCAUCCAAGAAUCAGUUUGAAUCUUAAGCGAAAACGAGGAAUUUUAGGCCAUAUUCGUGAAUCGUAAUCAAAUUUCUGGAUUUUUAUGCCAAAAUUUGAGGACCUUAAGCGAACAUUCAGGCCAAAAAGUAUAAAUUUUAAGCCAAUUUUAAGGCCAAAAUAGUGUAAUUGACUGUAAUUUCCCACUCCAAGUGCCCACUUUAAAUUUAAAUUAAAUGUCAUAAACAUUUCCCGGUUACUCGACGUUAACUUCCCAUUAGUUUUGCAUCAUUACUUUCAAUUAAAAAUUAAUGUGGCAAAUUUCCCAUUCACAG
Daphnia carinata is the source of this 2027-nucleotide messenger RNA. Its product is annotated as facilitated trehalose transporter Tret1-2 homolog. Gene Ontology annotation, molecular function: transmembrane transporter activity. Gene Ontology annotation, biological process: transmembrane transport. Gene Ontology annotation, cellular component: membrane. The transcript is spliced from 8 exons. NCBI's taxonomy places the organism in Eukaryota, Metazoa, Arthropoda, Branchiopoda, Diplostraca, Daphniidae. The record is from RefSeq and is a predicted model, not a curated record. Bases 66 to 1625 code for a protein of 519 amino acids.